AUGAACACGGAGUUGAUAUCAAAUAUACAAUUCCGACUCAUAGAUUUCAAGAUAUGGUUAUAAAGUAAAUAAAAGAAUCUUAGAUUGAUCAACCUUCUGAAUUCAAAGAAUAAAGAAAGAAUUCUUUAAUAUAUGUCAAACUAAGAUCAUGCUGAAGUAUACUUGGCAACAGUUAUAGGAAUCAAUCCAAAAAAUAUAUUAUACAAUUGA
This is a messenger RNA of Paramecium pentaurelia, 210 nucleotides long. NCBI's taxonomy places the organism in Eukaryota, Ciliophora, Oligohymenophorea, Peniculida, Parameciidae. The record is from the annotation of a GenBank genome assembly.